CCUCUGCUCCCAGCGGCGUGUUCCUCUUUCUCCGGUUCCUACUAUCCUGGCCGGUGAGCAUCGCCGGCUAGUUACAGUCCGCCUUCCCCCGCGUUUUGUCUUUGCCCCGCGGCCCACCACUUCCCCGGGGCUGCUGCUCCGGGCCGCACGCCUGCGCUUGCUCCUGACCAUGGCCGAGCGUGGGGAGCUCGAUCUGACCGGCGCCAAGCAGAACACCGGAGUGUGGCUGGUCAAGGUUCCUAAAUAUUUGUCACAGCAGUGGGCUAAAGCUCCUGGAAGAGGUGAAGUUGGGAAACUGCGGAUUGCCAAGAAUCAAGGAAGGACUGAGGUGUCAUUUACUUUGAAUGAGGAUCUUGCAAAUAUUCAUGAUAUUGGUGGAAAACCAGCCUCCGUCAGUGCUCCUAGAGAACAUCCAUUCGUCUUGCAAAGUGUUGGAGGACAGACAUUAACAGUAUUUACGGAGAGCUCAUCAGAAAAGCUCUCGUUGGAAGGAAUAGUAGUACAAAGAGCCGAAUGCCGACCUGCUGCCAGUGAAAACUACAUGAGACUAAAGAGAUUGCAAAUAGAAGAAUCUUCUAAGCCAGUAAGGCUGUCACAACAACUGGAUAAAGUUGUAACAACCAAUUAUAAACCUGUCGCUAAUCAUCAAUACAAUAUUGAGUAUGAAAGGAAGAAGAAAGAAGAUGGAAAGCGAGCUCGAGCUGAUAAACAACACGUUUUAGACAUGCUGUUUUCGGCCUUUGAGAAACAUCAGUAUUACAACCUUAAGGACUUGGUAGACAUCACAAAACAACCUGUGGUGUACCUGAAGGAAAUCUUGAGAGAAAUUGGUAUUCAGAAUGUAAAAGGCAUCCACAAGAACACAUGGGAGCUGAAGCCAGAGUACAGACAUUAUCAAGGAGAAGAAAAGAGUGACUAAGAAGACUCCGACCCGGCAUGCCGCUGGAACAACUGCAGGGUGGUGCUCAGCGCAUGGCAGUGCCCUGGAAGGCUGGGCACCGUGUGCUCAUGGGGUAAAAUGACCGCUACGUUCACUUCUCUCUGUAAAUUUUUUAAACCUAUGAUGCUUGUAAAGUUUCUUAAGUGUUUUUGAGGAGAAAGAAAAAUUUAUUUAUAGACUUAAUUUGUAUUAAACCAGAUUAUUCAUGAUGGGAAUAAGGAUUGGAGGAUUAAGAAGGGUUUUCUUAAAAAUUAACUUUUAAAAUGUAAAAUUAGGACAUAUUUUCUAAAUGAGGACUAUCUGCCCUUGCUGUAUAUCUGAGAAGCCGAGGUGCUGCAGACCCAAAGUGAAGGGUGUAAAGAAAAGAACAGUCAACUACAGAAACUCUCAAGAGGAAUAAAAAGCCAGUUUCUCACACUGAAUCCGUCAAAGCCUAAAACUGUCCUUUUCUUUAACAAGCGAUCACGUUUCACAUUCUGAUACACUUUAAUAAAAGGAGAGCAUGGAA
Tupaia belangeri chinensis (Chinese tree shrew) is the source of this 1448-nucleotide messenger RNA. It is a transcript of the gene GTF2F2, whose product is annotated as general transcription factor IIF subunit 2. Lineage: Eukaryota; Metazoa; Chordata; Mammalia; Scandentia; Tupaiidae. The transcript is spliced from 8 exons. The record is from RefSeq and is a predicted model, not a curated record. Gene Ontology annotation, biological process: transcription by RNA polymerase II; transcription initiation at RNA polymerase II promoter. The coding region runs from base 170 to 919 and encodes 249 amino acids. Gene Ontology annotation, cellular component: transcription factor TFIIF complex.